GACAUCAAGAAUCAAGAAAAUAGGACUAAAGUUGGUAAGUUCCUGCUAGUUUGGGGUGUCUUAGAUCACAUUUAAAGAGCAGGACUAAAUUGGGUCGUGCACAAUAGUCUGGGACUAUUUGUGGCAUUUUCUCCAUGGUUAAUAGUCAGAAACUGCCCCAGACUUGAAUCCUUCACUCUCACCCGUCAAUAGGUUAGAGGUCGUAAACACGAUGAUGAGUUCGAUGAAAUUCCAGCUAUAUCCAGCCUCGCUUAGUUUGACUUCCGGCCGAGCGCUCGCCGGAGGCUGCCAACUGCUAUCACCACGACUACAUAAGCAACGGCGGUUCGCGUCUCUGUCGGUUCAAUCUGAAAAUGCUUCCUGGUCGGAGCAAUUCGACCAGUCUCCCCUCACAUCCACCGUUGUAUCUUCUCCUGCCAUUCAGCCCCUCCAGUUGGUCCUCACCCCUCGCCACAUUCAACUCCUCUCUUUCUUCACCUGCACAGCAGCAAUUUCUGCAACUUGGCUCUUUUUCUCUGCAAUUCCAACUCUUCUGGCUCUAAAUAAGGCAGCUACAUCGCUAGAGAAGCUAAUGGAUGCCAUGAGAGAGGAGCUUCCAGAAACGAUGGCUGCAGUGCGGUUAUCUGGAAUGGAGAUCAGUGACCUGACAAUGGAGCUCAGUGACCUCGGUCAGGAAUUGACACAAGGUGUGAGAGGGUCAACUCGAGCUGUACGUUUGGCAGGGAAGAGGCUGCAGCAGUUGACUAAUAUUGCACCAUCAGCUACCACGCAGGGGGUGACGAGAAUGCAACCAAAGACAGCAGGACCAGCAUUGGCUAGAAAUUUGACGGGCGACAUAAGGGAGGGGCUAGUUAAAGGCCGAGCAUUUUUUGAAAUGCUUUUUACACUUUCCUGGUUCUUUGGGUUGGCCUUCAAGUUUUUCAAACGUCGGGCUAAGAUGGGAAAUGAUGGAACCAAUAUUUAAUCUAUUCUUUAUACAUGCAUAUUGUAUUUGUUAUCAAAUGAGGCUGCUGUACUUCAGGUUCUAACUUGGUUACUGGGACUUGAUUUGGGGUUGCUAGAUUUGUGAAUUGCAUAUAGGUUGAAAGUUAAACAAAAAGUUCUUCCAGGCUUCGAUUUCUGUCAAAUCCCUUUCCAAUUAUUUCCCGUGUCAAGGGUGGACACAGUCUGGUCUGGUUCCAGACCGGCUGGUCCCGGGAGAGGUGGACCCCAAGACCAGCACCAGUAAUUCCGGUUCUGCAAUGGUUCAAGUCAACCGGCUGGUCCUGAUCUGUAUUAUUUUCUUUAUGUAUAUAUUUUUUUUGCAAAUAUUUUCUUUAUGUAUAUUACAAAUGUAAAUGUUAGAACCUGCAAAAAUUACUCUAACAGAUCACAGAUAUUGAUUCAAGAACUCAAGGCAACUUUAUUCACUUAGGCAACAAUGAGCCGAAGCCCCCCAAAA
Messenger RNA from Cuscuta epithymum, 1441 nucleotides. NCBI's taxonomy places the organism in Eukaryota, Viridiplantae, Streptophyta, Magnoliopsida, Solanales, Convolvulaceae. The record is from the annotation of a GenBank genome assembly.